Messenger RNA from Meriones unguiculatus (Mongolian gerbil), 1773 nucleotides. Its product is annotated as zinc finger protein 431-like. Lineage: Eukaryota; Metazoa; Chordata; Mammalia; Rodentia; Muridae. The coding region runs from base 1 to 1773 and encodes 590 amino acids. The record is from RefSeq and is a predicted model, not a curated record. The transcript has 4 exons. Gene Ontology annotation, biological process: regulation of cytokine production; negative regulation of transcription by RNA polymerase II; regulation of immune system process.
AUGCUAGAGACCUGUGAAAACCUCACUGCUAUAGGCUACAAUUGGGAUGACCAUAAUAUUGAAGAACAUUUUCAAAGUUCUACAAGUAAUAAAAGGCAUGAAAGCAGUCAUACUGGAGAGAAACCCUUUAAAUGCACUCUCUGUGGUAAAGCCUUCCCCUAUAUCACUGUUCUCAUAUGUCAUAAAAGAUCACACACAGGAGAUAAGUCUUACAAAUGUAAUCAAUGUGGUAAAGCCUUUGCAAACAUCAGUACUCUCUUAAGCCAUAAAAGAACACACACUGGAGAUAAACCUUAUGAAUGUAACCAGUGUGUUAAAGCCUUUGCACAAAACAGUCAUCUCAUAAACCAUAAAAGAACACACACGGGAGAAAAACCUUAUGAAUGUGACCAGUGUGGUAAAGCCUUUGCAGAAAACAGUACUCUCAUACGGCAUAAAAGAACACACACUGGAGAAAAACCUUAUGAAUGUGACCAGUGUGGUAAAGCCUUUGCACGAAACAGUCAUCUCUUAAGUCAUAAAAGAACACACACUGGAGAGAAACCUCAUGAAUGUAAUCAGUGUGGUAAAGCCUUUGCACAACACAGUACUCUCAUACGGCAUAAAAGAACACACACUGGAGAAAAACCUUAUGAAUGUGACCAGUGUGGCAAAGCCUUUGCAGAAAACAGUCAUCUCUUAAGCCAUAAAAGAACACACACUGGAGAGAAACCUUAUGAAUGUAAUGAGUGUGGUAAAGCCUUUGCACGCAACAAUAAUCUCAUAAGCCAUAAAAGAACACAUAUAGGAGAGAAACCUCAUGAAUGUAACCGAUGUGGUAAAGCCUAUGCAUCUAACAGUGAUCUCCUAAGACAUAAAGGAACUCACACUGGAGAAAAACCUUAUGAAUGUAAUCAAUGUGGUAAAGCCUUUGUACAUAACAGACAUCUCCUAAUACAUAAAAGAACUCACACUGGAGAGAAACCUUAUGAAUGUAUCCAAUGUGGUAAAGCCUUUGCAUAUAACAGUAGACUUUUAGUACAUAAACGAACUCACACUGGAGAAAAACCUUAUGAAUGUAAUCAAUGUGGGAAAGCCUUUGCAUGGAACAGUGAUCUCCAAAAACAUAAAAGAACUCACACUGGAGAGAAACCUUAUGAAUGUAACCAAUGUGGUAAAGCCUUUGCAGAUAACAGUAGUCUCCAAAGACAUAAAAGAACUCACACUGGAGAGAAACCUUAUGAAUGUAACCAAUGUGGUAAAGCCUUUGCAUCUAACAGUAAUCUACGAGUACAUAAAAUAAUUCACACUGGAAAGAAACCUUAUGAAUGUAACCAAUGUGGUAAAGCCUUUGCACAGAACAGUAAUCUCCUAGUACAUAAAAGAACACACACUGGAGAAAAACGUCAUGAAUGUAACCGAAGUGGUAAAGCCUACACAUCUAACAGUGAUCUCCUAAGACAUAAAGGAACUCACAGUGGAGAAAAACCUUAUGAAUGUAAUCAAUGUGGUAAAGACUUUGUAUAUAACAGUAAGCUUUUAGUACAUAAACGAACUCACACUGUAGAAAAACCUUAUGAAUGUAAUCAACGUGGGAAAGCCUUUGCAUGGAACAGUGAUCUCCAAAAACAUAAAAGAAUUCACACCGGAGAGAAACCUUAUGAAUGUAACCAAUGUGGUAAAGCCUUUGCACAGAACAGUAAUCUCCUAGUACAUAAAAGAACUCACACUGGAGAAAAACCUCAUGAAUGUAACCAAUGUGCUAAACCUUUUCACAGAACAGUCAAUUCCUAA